ACACAGUAAUUAAUCCAUCAAUUGAUUCAUUUUAACUCUAACAAAAAAAAAAAAAAAAUAAAGUAACAAUAAAAUAAGUGUAACAGACGAACUUUCUCUCGGGCGACUCAACAAUGUCCGUAAUAAUUCCGUACGUUUUAUUAGUUAAUUAAAACCUAAUAAACCUAAGUUAUAAAAUAAUAAUAAAAAUAAUAUAAAAAGAAAAAAUUGAACCAAAGUAUUUAAAAUCUAAAAUGAUUUUAUAUUGAACGUGAUUUGUUGCUAGUUAAUUAGUUGACCAGUUGCUAAAUAUUUACACAAAUAAAAACAUGCUUCAAGCAGUACGUUUGCUGACUGAAUUAGCACGACCAGUUGAUUAUCGUCGUGAUAAUAGUGAUAUGGAUUCACGGCAACAAUCUCACCAAAAUCAGCACCAGCAAAAUCAUCACCAACAGCAGCAGCUAACAGCGCCUGAAAAUUCUAUUUUAUUCCGUGAAAUUUACAAGAAUGGUUGGCUGAGAAAAACAAUUAAAACUGAUAACAAAGAAACUAACCGUUAUUGGGUCGCAUUUUGUGUUCAUGAUGAUAUCGAGCCAAGACUUGAAGGAUUUAUUGAUCAGAAACAGUCUACGACUCACUCGCCUGUCUGGGCAAGUUCGCUCAGGAAUAUCCAGCACUUGUCGCCUACUUUGUGUGCUACUUCCAGGCACGACUAUGAGUUUUGCAUUAACUUUGCUGAUGAUCGCGUUCUCAGACUCGCUGCACCAACUUACUCGGCCAUGCUUGAGUGGGUUCAGAUUAUCACCAGGAAACUUACGGAUAUGAAGGUUUUAAAGCCCAAGGAAAAUGUUUACUCAAGAGGGCCCGAGAGAAUUGCUACCAGGGAUCCUACUAGUCCGCUACCGCCACCACCUUUGCCUUCUGGAUCAUGGAUAUCUCCAUCCCCAAACGAUCCACCUUCAGUUCCAAGUAUUUCAAGCACCAGCACUCCGUCAUCCUCAUCAUCAGUGUUAUCUGUCGAGCAGAAUUCAACAAUAUUUACCUUUGAAGACAUAAGUCUUGAUGACCGUCGAUCAAGACCAAGUCAAUCACGCCUGCGAUCUCUGACCUCAAGUCCUCACAUAAUCCCAACACCCGCACCGGCACCAACACCCGCAUCAAGUAUCGAUGAUGACACCAGCUAUGAGAACAUUUUCAUGGCUUCUUCGUACCCUUUACCAACUAGCAUAACAGAAGAAUCUCGCCCGAAUGACGUACCAGUGCCAACAAUCCAAAGUACCAUCAAUCAAGAGCCAUCAACUGAUCAGUACGCAGCAUUGAUUGAGUGUCGCAGUUCAGGAACACCAGAACCGCAUGUUCCAAGUGUCUCAAAUGACCCCAGUGCCUCAACAUCAGCAAUGUCUUCAUUAUCUGUUUCAUCGUCAUCUAGCUCAUCGAAUGGACGAACUGGACAAAGAUCAAUCUCUGGAUCUUCUGCAGCACCUGGUCCAAGUUUGCUUGCGUCUCCAGCACCCGGACCCAGUUCCCUAGCCUCCAAUUUACCUGGACCAAGUCUCCUACCGCCUGCAUCCCCUGGACCCAAUCACUUAGCCUCAACAUCUGGACCAAGUCACAUUUCUUCUAAAUCCCCUGUUCCUAGUGCUCUACCGUCGAAUCCCACCAGACAAUUGACAUUACGUGAAAAACAAAUAGCGCAGCUAAGACGUGAGAUGACCCAUCGAGCUGGAGUUCGCUUACAACUUGGGAGACGUGAUUGUAAAGAUAGUAUUGCUUUUGUUGAUACAUUUGGAUCCAUUUGGGUCGCUGGAUGGAAGUGUCGUGAACACCCGCUGCUUUAUAAUGUCCUGCAUGUUGGUGAUAUGGUGAUAAGUGUUGCUGGAGUUAUACCAAACGGAGCUAGCGCUAUUCGGGAUAUUCUUAAGGGUAUUACUACACCGAGGGUUGAAGUGAUAGUCCGCCGUCUACCUUAUGCACGUGCAAUGAUACUAACUAAACGUACGGAUAAUGAGGACUUUGGAUUAGAGGUUAAUGGUAAUGAAUUAUCAGGCGUUAGUGGUGUUGCAUUGACUGCUGGUCUAUCACCUCUCGCUGAUGCUACUGAUCCCACAGCACCGAGUGGAUCUAACACUACCUGGACUAUUACUGAGGUCAAUAAUCGUCCUUUGAAUAUGUUUGACAGUUGUGCUAGUGAUCGGCUGAAAGCUAUCGGUCGAGAUAUUUCUAUUGUUGUACAACCCACUGAUCUUAUUGCAUCAUUACGCAAUAAAUUACGUGCAAUGCGUAGCUAUAAGAAUUUUAUUUUACAGUGAUAUUUUAUUUUCGACAAAAGAUUUUUUCUUUUUGGGAGCUUAUUUUGUUUUAGUUUUAGGAUUAUUAAUACUUUUUGAUUAUUUUUAUUAGUCCUAACAGAGUUACUUUUUUAUCUUCUUUUAAAUCAAGACCAGUAGCGUUUAUAGGCUUUGUUAUAAUUAAUUGUGAGAAUAAUUAUUCAUCAUUAAUUAAUCUGAUUUUGAACUUUAUUGAAAUCGCGAAGAAAAUUAUUUUGGUACAUACAUCUUAAAGGUAUUUCUUUUAUAUCUUCACAAAAUUUUAACCAUAAAAUGUCUCAGAUUUUUGGUCCAGCAUAACAAAAAAAUUUUUUUGAAACGUUGACUUUCGUUAAACAAGUUUAUUAAUUUAGAAGAAAAAAUACUUAACGUAGUUUCAUACAAUAGUUUACAUAUUGUUAGUCUAGUGAUUUUUCAACACUCCCUUAAUUUUUUUUCCAAUUCUGUCGAGAGAAUUUUUUAAUAUGAUAAAAAAUAGUUGGAGAGACCGGACAUUUUACAUACUUUAAAUGGAACAUGACC
Molecule: messenger RNA, 2828 nt
Organism: Cotesia glomerata
Lineage: Eukaryota; Metazoa; Arthropoda; Insecta; Hymenoptera; Braconidae
Exons: 5
Coding region: 309-2288 (659 amino acids)
Cellular component (GO): cytoplasm; plasma membrane
Source: RefSeq, a predicted model, not a curated record